Amaranthus tricolor (Joseph's coat) is the source of this 2740-nucleotide messenger RNA. RefSeq lists its product as uncharacterized. Bases 116 to 1693 code for a protein of 525 amino acids. The record is from RefSeq and is a predicted model, not a curated record. Lineage: Eukaryota; Viridiplantae; Streptophyta; Magnoliopsida; Caryophyllales; Amaranthaceae. The transcript is spliced from 11 exons.
UUUGAGUAUUCUCUACGAUCCUGUUUCUUCAUCAAACCAAGUCCGACGGACGCGCAUUUUUCCGCAUAAAGGAAGAUGUUUCUGAUCGCUGGGGCUAUUCCUCACAUCCUCCUUCAUGCGUGGGGCUAAAUGUCAUGGAAUUCAAGCCACUUCCUCCCACAAGUUGCUUCUCUUGAUUACACUUCCACUAAUCUCCAGGUUAUACACAACCCACCAAAACCCACGAAAAUUCAAGUACUCAUCUACAAUGCAUCUUUUCAGAGAUGAAAUUGUCCCAAAGAUUGAGGCUUCGGAUAAUGAGCAUCAUAGUGAGUCGGAUAAGGACUAUCUUGAAAAGGAGAAGGACAUAAUUGAUGAUGAUCAUGACUCCGAAGGGAGGCCGGGUGACAAAGAGGAUGAUGACCAAAUUGUUAGAUACGAGCGUAUGGCUGAAGAUGCCCCACCACAUAACAAUGAUUAUGACACUGAAGACGUCCCACCAACGGAUGCUCCCACUUCCACUAUUAGCGUUGAUUCUAAGAAAACAAAAGGGCGAGGUCCUACGAAAAACCUCAAAGUCAUAGAUCCGAUGCACUUGGAAUACAAUGCAGUGGAUCAAACUUGUGGCAAAUGGCGUAGGCAAUAUGAAAAACAAGUGGGCCUAUGUAUCCGCAAGAUUUCCAUAUUGUACGCAUGGAACGAGGUUCCAGAGGGUUUGAAGAACUCUCUAUGGGAUGAUACUGUGAAUCUUUUUCAAAUUGAGAACAAUGAAGAGAAGAAGAAUGUUUUUCUUUCGGCUGUUGCUAAAAGAUUCAAAAAUUUCAAAUCCAAGCUAGUAACUGGUUGGAUCACCAAGAAGCGUGCUCGUAAGACCAAGAAGGUCAAAACGGGAAAGAAAGGUGGAGACCAAGCACCUUCAAAGACGACCUCAUCUACGGCUAUCUCCGCAUUCGUGAAUACUCCUACUAGAGAUGCAAGUGGUAAAUUUACCAUUAUUGAUCCGAAAACGAAGAAAGUUGUUGAUGCUGUGCUGGAAGGAAAAAAACCUACGGGGAAGUUCACCCCAAGAGGCAAUGUUGAUGCAUUGCAUAUGGUCUUAGGGAAAGACCAUAGAGGGCGGGUAGUCAGAAAAGAAGGAGUCCGCGUGGGGUUAAAGAAGGCAUUUGGCAAAGAGUGUGUUGCUACUCAAUCUAGAACGAUGCCACUUGAUGAAGUAGCGACCCUUAGAGCACAAACUACGAAGGAUGUUCUCGCCAAAGUGGCAUUCGUGUUGCAGAAGAUGGGAGCACCCACUGUAGACUUGGCAAAUAUGAUUGUCGAGGAUCAGCAAAGUCAACAUGGGGAUCCUAAGGCUUCGGUCGAGAGAAUACACGAGCCAACACCCGAGCCCAUUACCCCUGUAGCACUCCAACCUAUUACUAUCCCCGAAGCACAAAAUCCUAAACCGGAGACCAUUAACUCCGUUGCUCAAAAUCCGGAGCCAACACCCGAGCCAGUGGUAAAGGAGGCGACUCCUUGUUCUCUUUUGGUGCCUCAGUUAGGUGUUACUAAUGGUGGCGACUUAACUGAGGUUGCAUAUGGUAUGGCACAGCCAACCAAAGAGGGCCAAACAGUAUAUUCUAUGCCUAUUACAGGUGGCCACAUCAGUGUGACCGUGGAAACUAUUGUAAAGGGGUUUGAAGAUUUCUCACUCCCGAUUCCAAUGCCAGAAUGAAGCCUUGAGAAACUAUUAGACGUCCAAGGUAGUUUCGUCAUAUGACCUUAUGCUUGGGUCCGAUUCAUUACCAAGCAAAAGAGUCCAAAGGGCUCUAAGAGAGAGAUCGGUUCCUCAUCAAAGGUGUCAACUAGUUCAAAGUCGGUGGCAAUCACUCCAAUUUUGACUGAUGCGGAGCUAAAAGAUCUCUUUCAAGAUUGCAAAUGGCUGCACCCAUGUGCAUCUCGCAUGCGUGAGGAGGACCAAAUUGUUCUACCCCUGCAAAAGGAACAAUUAUGCUUUGUUGGAAGCCCUUUUAUAAUUAUUAUUCCUAGUGACAUUGGGCAAUUUUUUAGAGGAGACAUGUUAAAUGUAGCUCUUAUCCAUGUCUACAUGAGGCGGUGUUCAUUAUCUUACAAUUUAGGCAUUAUUGUUUAAUUGUUUUAAUAACCGAAUUACUAACAAAAUUUUCUAAUUCGUGAGUUUAGUGCGCCUUACGAGGAACUAAUAAAUUGUUGCGAACCUUCAAUAAAAAUUGGAUGGUUUUGUCCUGAAUCAAUUUCGGGUAUUAAAUGCGUAAAGGAUCCAGAUGACGUAAAAGCAUACAUUGAGACUGCUUUGAAAAAUUCGCUUGCAUCUAAACACACGUUCAUUCUGGCUCCAUAUGUGGAAGAUUUGCAUUGGAUACUUUUGGUCUAUCCUUUGACCAAUACUGUGCACGUCUUCGACUCAUUACAUAAAGCUCAAAGCCUUGUUGAAUGCCACAAUGAAGAAAGUGCGUGGAGAAAUGAGAACUAUAUCGAAAGCCACAUAUCCGAAAUGGAAAGCAGUAAAGUGUUUUCGACAAGAUAAUAGUGAUGAUUGCGGCUAUUACACUCUCAAAUAUAUGGACGAUCUCUUACAAGCCAUGAAGAACGUUGGAGUCUAAAAUAUUGAUUCCGUAAUUAUUUGUUACGUUCUUAAAUUAUAAGAUUAUAUAUUUACUAUUGGUAAAAUCUAAUGUUUAUGUAUCAUAUAAACUUUUUUAAAUAUUUCAUAUAUUAUUAUAGGAUUUAUACGACACUCCAA